CAGCAGCGGCAGCAGCGGCGACUCAAUCGCUCCCUCUUCCAGAUCAGCGAUGCUUGUCUGCGGAGCCGUGCUGGGGCUUCUCGCCCUAUUCCUCGGGGGCGCCCGGGGAGAGCCAAUCCCAGCCACCGUGUGCCCAGGAGGGCAGUCCUGGAGUCCAGACCUGGAGAAAUGCAUGGAUUGCUCCGUGUGUCAGCGUCAGAACAAGAAUGACUUCUGCUCCACCUGCGGAGACCCCCAGCUCCCAGAUAGAUUCAGUACGUGGCUUUUAGUGGGAGCGACCUUGGGGGCUGUAGUUCUAGCCAGCAUCAUCGGAGGCAUAAUCAUCUACGCCCGCUGCCGUCGGCGGGAAAAAUUCACCACCCCAAUUGAAGAGACUGGAGGCCAUUCAGCUCAGGAAUCGCUGAUACACUGAAGCAGAUCUUUUUGUCAACAUUUCAAAUGCGAGCAACCGAGAGGAGAGAAGUUCAACCUUUCAUUACCUCUGAUUUUUCCUGAAGAUGCCAGGAGGACAUUUUCCUCUGCCCUGAGAUUCCGGACCGCCACGCUCUUUUUUGGCACACGUGCACACCUAAUUUAGGAAACAAUAUUUGGCGUGAAGUCUACCACACUCUUCACCUUGUAUACAUUUCAGGAAGAAAAACACACACACACAACACAAGUGUUGGUGGUCCCUUUUGUAAAGGCACAUCAGCUCCUCCCUAACUUUUUUUUAGUAUUAGGGGAGGAGCGAAAGGGGUCUCUUUAAUCCCCCAGGGUCUAAUGCCCCAUAUUGGGGUGACUUAUUUUCAUACUGGGGUACAGCUGUGAGAAAAUGUUGCAACUCCAAAUUUCCUCCUGCUGGGAGGCCACUCCUACGAGGAAGGCCACAGCGCCAACGGCGUCGUUUCCCUGUCUGCAGCAGUCGAGGGCAAAUAUGAAUGUGAUUUUUAGAUUAUCUGUAUAUACAAGAGAUAAUAUUGGGUGCUAAAGCUCUCCGGGAGAGGAGCAGGGACUAGCCUCUUGAACAAUAUUUUCAUGUCAGUGGCUGGGCCACACGAUGAAAAAUGGGCAAGUAGCCACAAGUAGGAUCUACACUAACAGCAAUUCGUCCCUCUUCCUGUUCCCCUUCCUGUGGUGCUCAACUGUUUGAGAGACAACUAUUUAUGUAUCUUCUGCUCUAACAAGCUGAUUUUAAUUUUAUGGGUGUGAUUUUUUUCUUCUUCUUCCAGGCACGGGAGGGGGGGGAGGGGGGAAUAAAACCAAGCCUAUCGCUUCUCAAACCAGAGUUUGUGGAUUAAAAUAAAAU
Elgaria multicarinata webbii is the source of this 1285-nucleotide messenger RNA. It is a transcript of the gene TNFRSF12A, whose product is annotated as TNF receptor superfamily member 12A. Gene Ontology annotation, molecular function: protein binding. Gene Ontology annotation, biological process: positive regulation of extrinsic apoptotic signaling pathway. Gene Ontology annotation, cellular component: plasma membrane. Bases 50 to 412 code for a protein of 120 amino acids. The record is from RefSeq and is a predicted model, not a curated record. The transcript is spliced from 5 exons. Lineage: Eukaryota; Metazoa; Chordata; Lepidosauria; Squamata; Anguidae.